AUGGCCCGGCGCCGCUCCGGCGUCGCCGCCGCGGCCCUGCUGCUCCCCCUCCUCGUCCUCGCCCUCUCCGCUGGCUGCGGCGCGGCGCCGCAGGGCGCGGAGGUGACGGGGCUGCCGGGCUUCGACGGCGCGCUGCCGUCGAAGCACUACGCCGGGUACGUGACGGUGGACGAGCGGCACGGCCGGAACCUGUUCUACUACGCGGUGGAGUCGGAGCGCGACCCGGCCAAGGACCCCGUCGUGCUCUGGCUCAACGGCGGGCCCGGCUGCUCCAGCUUCGACGGCUUCGUCUACGAGCACGGGCCAUUCAACUUUGAAUCAGGCGGGUCAGUUAAAAGCCUACCAAAGCUUCAUCUCAACCCUUACAGCUGGUCCAAGGUCUCUACCAUGAUAUACCUGGACUCCCCUGCUGGUGUGGGGCUGUCAUACUCAAAGAAUGUUUCAGAUUAUGUAACGGGAGACCUCAAGACCGCGGCGGAUUCGCAUACUUUCCUUCUCAAGUGGUUCCAAUUGUAUCCUGAGUUCCUGAGCAACCCAUUCUACAUAGCUGGGGAGUCGUAUGCCGGGGUUUAUGUCCCUACUCUUUCGCAUGAAGUUGUCAAAGGAAUACAAGGACGAGCUAAGCCAACUAUAAACUUCAAGGGCUACAUGGUGGGGAAUGGCGUCUGCGACACUGUUUUUGAUGGUAAUGCUCUUGUGCCAUUUGCACAUGGAAUGGGUCUAAUAUCAGAGGAAAUAUACCAGCAAGCUGCUACGACGUGCCAUGGAAAUUACUGGAAUGCGAGCGAGGGUAAAUGUGAAAGCGCGUUAGGGAAAAUCGACUCGUUAAUCAGCGAACUGAACAUUUACGACAUUCUUGAGCCAUGCUACCACGGCAGAAGCAUCAAAGAAGCAAACCCGCAGAAUAGCAAAUUACCUAAAAGUUUCAAAGAUCUUGGUACAACUAACAAGCCCUUUCCUGUAAGAACAAGAAUGCUUGGGCGUGCUUGGCCUCUGAGAGCUCCUGUAAAAGCCGGGCGCGUUCCAUUAUGGCAGGAAGUUGCAAGUGGUGUUCCAUGCAUGAGCGACGAAGUGGCAACGGCAUGGCUGGACAACGAUGGCGUCAGAUCUGCAAUCCAUGCGCAAUCAGUAAGUUCAAUUGGGCCAUGGCUCUUAUGCACAGAUAAAAUUGAUUUCAACCAUGAUGCUGGCAGUAUGAUCAGUUAUCACAAGAACCUCACAAGCCAGGGCUAUCGUGCCAUCAUAUUCAGUGGUGACCAUGAUAUGUGUGUGCCGUACACCGGGAGUGAAGCAUGGACAAAAUCUAUGGGGUAUGGAGUUGUUGACUCAUGGCGACCAUGGUUCACAAACGAACAAGUUUCCGGGUACACCGAAGGCUAUGAACAUGGUCUCACUUUUGCUACUAUUAAGGCGCUGGACACACCGUUCCUGAAUACAAACCACAGGAAGCAUUGGCUUUCUACAGCCGUUGGCUCAAUGGUUCAAAGUUGUGAGGCUUGGGCCUGGCUGCGAAUAAUGGGGGAAUAUACUUCCGCAUACAGUCCAGAAUGA
Messenger RNA from Triticum turgidum subsp. durum (durum wheat), 1551 nucleotides. NCBI's taxonomy places the organism in Eukaryota, Viridiplantae, Streptophyta, Magnoliopsida, Poales, Poaceae. The record is from the annotation of a GenBank genome assembly.